AUGUUCACUGAAAACAAUACUAAUAUCGAGGUAAAGCAGUAUACCUAUAGGUCUGGUGCGGUUUAUAAAGGGACAUUUGAUGGUGUCAAGCGGAGUGGCAGAGGCUACUGGCGUCACCCCAAAGGUGAAGUCUAUGAAGGUGAAUACAAAAACAACAAAGAAGAGGGCCUUGGCGUGUACAAAUUCGAAGGAACUGGUAAGAUCUAUAUCGGACAAUGGUUGAAUGGCAAGAUGAACGGCUGUGGGGUUUACUUUUUCAAUCUAGAGCACACCGUUUACUUUGUUGGAAACUACGUAGACGACCAAAGACACGGCCUUGGGCACUACAGCUAUGAAUCGGGCAUCUUGACGACCCAGCAGUGGGAUAUGGGCCAGUUAAUCCACGAGGAGUCGUCGACUCCGCUUGAGCAGGUCAACGUCGCGAUUCAGAUUCAGAACUUCAUAUCGGAGGUGCGUGUGGUUGCGCCUCUCGAGCUGGGUGAGGUUCCUUCCUCAAAGAUACACACCUUUCAGUUUUCUUACGGGGCCACGUACACCGGGCAGUACCUCGGGACUAAAAAACAUGGCCAGGGGUACUGGCUACACCCAGAGGGUGAUAGCUACGAGGGCCAGUUCGAAAACAACAAGCACAAUGGGUGGGGGGUCUACAUCGUUGGCCGCAGCGGGAAGAAGUUUGUGGGCUCCUGGCGAGACGGUAAAAUGAAUGGCAUCGGCAUUUACUUUUUCAACCCACAAGAAACCGAAUAUUACAUCGGCAACUAUCGUGCCGACCUCAAGCAUGGUUGUGGGAUGUAUCACUUCGCAGAGAGUGGGCAUGAUAGACUGCAAACAUGGGAGGAUGGGGUUCUCAAGGAGGAAUUAGGCAUGGAUGAGUUGUUUGUAGAGGCGUACAUCAAGGCUAUUCAUAAACUUAUAGAGACGGUUGGGUCAUAUGCACCCAAUUAUGAGCCCAUUGCAUUUCCAUGA
This is a messenger RNA of Phytomonas sp. Hart1, 966 nucleotides long. The record is from the annotation of a GenBank genome assembly. NCBI's taxonomy places the organism in Eukaryota, Euglenozoa, Kinetoplastea, Trypanosomatida, Trypanosomatidae.